AUGGAGAAUCCAACGCACUCAAAACCCCUUAAAGAUAAGGCUUACCCGUGGGGCCCUUUGACCAUUAUAUGGGCCCUACUAAGACUAGGGAUGGUGACACAAGAAAAUAGCCUGCACCAGGUUUUCAAUGUAACCUGGAGGGUUACAAAUCUCAUGACAGGAAAAGUAGCCAAUACCACCUCCCUGUUGGGAACGAUGAAGGACGCUUUCCCAACCCUGUACUUUGACCUUUGUGAUUUGGUGGGAGAGUCUUGGAACCCCUCAGAUCAGGAACCAUUCCCAGGAUAUGGCUGCCAUCACCCGGGGGGGGGUCGGCAUGGGACCAGGAACAAAGACUUCUAUGUUUGUCCAGGACAAAACACACAAAAGGGGUGUGGAGGGCCGGAGGACAGUUACUGUGCCCAAUGGGGUUGCGAAACGACGGGGGAGGCUUACUGGAAACCCGCCUCCACCUGGGAUCUAAUCACACUCAGACGAGGAACCACCCCUGGGUACUCGGGAAGGGGGCCCUGGACGACUUGCGGGGGCAAAGUUUGUGGCCCCUGCUAUGAUACCGCUACUGCUACCAAUGUCCAGGGAGCCACCCCAGGAGGUAGAUGCAACCCCUUAGUCCUAGAUUUCACUACGCAAGGGAAAAAGGCCUCUUGGGACGGACCCAAAUCAUGGGGAUUGCACCUAUACUGUUCUGGAUAUGAUCCUGUCAUUAUGUUUUCAUUAAUCUGACAGGUGAUGAAUGCAGGCCCCCAGCUAUCAAUAGGGCCAAAUCCAGUCCUACCAGAACAAAAAUCUCCUUCUCAGCCAGCACAAGCCUUACCCCCAGCAGCACUUCAUAAUACCUCAAUGACCCCCUUAGCCAGCAAUAUUUCAGCUGCUGUGCUCAGUGAAACCUCUGAUUAUUGUGUUCUAAUUGAAUUAUGGCCCAAAGUUACAUACCAUGAUCCUGAAUACAUCUAUAGUCAUUUUGAAGGGAGAUCCCGAUUUAGGAGAGAACCAGCCUCCCUAACUUUGGCCUUAUUGCUGGGAGGCAUCACUAUGGGGGGAAUAGUGGCAGGGGUGGGCACAGGGACCACCACUCUUAUGGAGACCAGCCAAUUUAGACAACUUCAGGCAGCCAUGCAUACUGACAUCAAGGCACUGGAAGAAUCAGUUAGUGCACUCGAAAAGUCAUUAACCUCCCUCUCAGAGGUAGUCCUACAAAACAGGAGGGGGCCAGACAUGUUGUUCUUGCAAGAGGGAGGGUUAUGUGCCGCACUCAAAGAGGAAUGCUACUUCUAUGCGGACCACACUGGGCUGGUGAGAGACAAUAUGACAAAGCUUAGAGAGAGGUUAAGACAGAGACAAAAGCUGUUCGAAUCACAACAAGGAUGGUUCAAAGGAUGGUUUAAUAAGUCUCCCUGGUUUACAACUCUAUUGUCUUCUUUGAUGGGUCCCUUGAUUACCCUCCUUCUGAUACUCCUGUUUGGGCCCUGCAUCUUAAACCGCCUGGUCCAGUUUAUAAAAGACAUGCUGUCAGUCAUUCAGGCUCUAGUACUGACCCAUCAGUAUCACAUGUUACCACAACAAGAUACCGAGGUUCUGUAA
Messenger RNA from Microtus ochrogaster (prairie vole), 1581 nucleotides. Its product is annotated as MLV-related proviral Env polyprotein-like. The record is from RefSeq and is a predicted model, not a curated record. NCBI's taxonomy places the organism in Eukaryota, Metazoa, Chordata, Mammalia, Rodentia, Cricetidae.